Messenger RNA from Pyricularia oryzae 70-15, 1168 nucleotides. RefSeq lists its product as uncharacterized. NCBI's taxonomy places the organism in Eukaryota, Fungi, Ascomycota, Sordariomycetes, Magnaporthales, Pyriculariaceae. The transcript has a single exon. Bases 212 to 793 code for a protein of 193 amino acids. The record is from RefSeq and is a predicted model, not a curated record.
ACUAGCUGUCCUUUCAGAGUCCUGUCACCUUUCUGUUCAUUCAUAUUUGACGUAGACACUUGUCGUUCAAUUGACUCGCGUAGCUUGUGUUCUCACCAUUCAACACCAUUCAUCGUCCGACGUAAAGCAACGCAAUAUCUUCCACGUCAAGAACUCAAGAAACAAACAACAGCACCAAAAAAAUAACCGACCUGCUCCCUCGUUUCAAACAAUGCAGCGCCUCAGCGUCCUCCGCCUCAAGGCGCUUUCCCAACCUUCUUCCACAGUCUACACGAGCCCUACCAUCCCCAUCCACCUGCACCUCCAGGCCCAGUCCGCCCUCGCACGGAACCGCAUGCCCAUCGCGUCCAACACGACAGCCAAGCUCGCAUCGACAUCCUCGGCACCAAAGUCGGCCGAGGGGCCCAGCGCGCAGUCUGGCGGCUCGCGCUCCAAGGACGCCGCCGAGGCUGCCGAGGCCAGAGGCGACAAGCCCUCGUCGUCGUCGUCAUCAGCAGAUCCCGAGACGGCCGGCAUCGACAGCCUCUCGGAGCGCGACGCCCUGGGCCGCACCGGCGGAGGCAAGCCGCUCGAGAGCAGCUCCGAGAACGCUCCGCCGCCGCCAAAGGUCAACAACUCGAGCAUCCCGGGAGAUGGGCGGGGCAAGCUGAGCAAGGAGCAGAAGCAGGAGGUGGACGAGCACAACCGCGAGUUUGAGGAGAGGCACGAUAGGGCGUCGCCUGCGUCCAAGGACAAGGUUAACAAGAGCUUUUGGAGUGGGGGUGGCACGCGCAAGUCGCCUGGAACGGAGUGAACAGUAUAGUUGGAUUGCGUGUUUGCUUUUGCUUGUUUGUACUUUCUUUUUCUCGUCACGAAUGCUACUGUAAUGACCAACUGCGAUUUCUUUUUAUCUGGUAGAGAGCCAUUUUUGUGCAUCCCCCACACAGCUUUGCCAAGAAGCUGCUCGUCAAUUUUAUUGCUUUCGAAGACCAUAUACCGGAGCUAUACCCUUGGUGAAUGCUGCAAAUGGGAAUCGGAAAAUCUUGUUUUGAAGGUUCAUGGCAUGUGCCGCCCGAGGCAGCAUCACAGGUACCUGAGGUGUUUAUGAUGAAAUUUCCUCACUGGGGUUAGUUAGUUUUUCGACACUUGGACAAGGAGCAAUAAAAUCUAAUUUGGAAAAAUCCCCCCG